This is a messenger RNA of Ictidomys tridecemlineatus (thirteen-lined ground squirrel), 2815 nucleotides long. RefSeq names its product actin related protein 1A (gene Actr1a). NCBI's taxonomy places the organism in Eukaryota, Metazoa, Chordata, Mammalia, Rodentia, Sciuridae. The record is from RefSeq and is a predicted model, not a curated record.
CUGGCGUUAGCGGCUGACCCGGCUGGCAGUUCCUUCCUCGGAAGGAGAGAUUCCUCUGCCAUGGAGUCCUACGAUGUGAUCGCCAACCAGCCUGUUGUGAUCGACAACGGAUCCGGUGUGAUUAAAGCUGGUUUUGCUGGUGAUCAAAUCCCCAAAUACUGCUUUCCAAACUAUGUGGGAAGACCCAAGCAUGUUCGUGUCAUGGCAGGAGCCCUAGAAGGUGAUAUCUUCAUUGGCCCCAAAGCUGAGGAGCACCGAGGGCUGCUGUCAAUCCGCUACCCCAUGGAACAUGGCAUUGUCAAGGACUGGAAUGACAUGGAGCGCAUCUGGCAAUAUGUUUAUUCUAAGGACCAGCUGCAGACUUUCUCAGAGGAGCAUCCUGUGCUCCUGACAGAGGCACCUUUAAACCCACGGAAAAACCGAGAACGAGCUGCUGAAGUUUUCUUCGAGACCUUCAAUGUGCCAGCUCUUUUCAUCUCCAUGCAAGCUGUGCUUAGCCUUUAUGCCACGGGCAGGACUACAGGGGUUGUGCUGGAUUCUGGGGAUGGUGUCACCCAUGCUGUGCCCAUUUAUGAGGGCUUCGCCAUGCCUCACUCAAUCAUGCGCAUCGACAUCGCUGGACGAGAUGUCUCUCGCUUCCUUCGCCUCUACCUGCGUAAGGAGGGCUAUGAUUUCCACUCAUCCUCCGAGUUUGAGAUUGUCAAAGCCAUAAAAGAAAGAGCCUGCUACCUGUCCAUAAACCCCCAGAAGGAUGAGACGCUAGAGACGGAGAAGGCUCAGUACUACCUGCCAGACGGCAGCACCAUUGAGAUUGGUCCUUCCCGAUUCCGGGCUCCUGAACUGCUGUUUAGACCGGACUUGAUUGGUGAGGAGAGCGAGGGCAUCCAUGAGGUCCUGGUAUUUGCCAUUCAGAAGUCUGACAUGGACCUGCGGCGCACACUUUUCUCCAACAUUGUCCUCUCUGGAGGCUCCACACUGUUUAAAGGUUUUGGUGACAGGCUACUGAGUGAAGUAAAGAAACUGGCUCCAAAAGACGUGAAGAUCAGGAUAUCUGCCCCUCAGGAGAGACUGUACUCUACAUGGAUUGGGGGAUCUAUCCUUGCCUCCCUGGACACCUUUAAGAAGAUGUGGGUCUCUAAGAAGGAAUAUGAGGAAGAUGGUGCCCGAUCCAUCCACAGGAAAACCUUCUAAUGUUGAGACAUCAUCUUCACCUCUCUCUGAAGUUAACUCCACUUUAAAACUCGCUUUCUUGAGUCGGAGUGUUUGCGAGGAACUGCCUGUGUGUGUGAGUGUGUGUGGGUACGAGUGUGUGCGCGUAUGCCAGGGCCGUGUGGCCCAGGGAUCCCUGGGCCCGGAAAGAACGAUGAACUACCCACGAUGGUGAUGGCCUGAGGCCUGGGGUUGACCACUAACUGGCCCCUGACAGGGAAGAGUGCUGGCAGAGGCCCCACUUCCUUUCUCAGCUGGGCCUUUGCUUGGCUGUGUGGGACCCUGGUUGCCACCAGAGGGAGAUCUUGCUGCUGCCCUGCCUAGGCUGGGCUGGCCCCACCCUACCACCACCUCCAGGGUGCCCUGAGGUCCAAAGCAGCUGCUGCCUUCCCUAGCUCCUCAUUCUGCUAUCGGUGCCUCUUGAUCAUGGACUGAGGACUGGGACUGGGGCUAAGUCCUUCUCGUUUUGUUGCGGUUUGGGUUUGGGAGGCUGAGAAGCUCUCCAUUAUGGUUAUAGAGACUAGGGUAAGGAGAGAGCAGGGAGCCCUCAUGUCCACCUAUACACCAGGACAACACUGGACACUUGAAGAGACCAGCUCUGAUUGGCUGCAGAGUUAAUGCUUCAAGCUCCAGUUCCAUCCAGAGGGUCUUGGGAGAGUUUAAGGAGCCUAUUGGCUCUGGUCCUAUUACUCGCUUCUUAUCCAUCCUUGUUUCAAUGCCAUCUUAACAAUUUUAUUUAUUGAAGUAUAUGUUCAAUAAGGGGACUGGAGAGGGGGGCUCACUGCUUCCUGCCUACUAGUCACCCUGCUCACACUAAUGUUUACAGCACCUAGGUUUAGUGUAGCAUCCAGGGCCUCGCCACUCCCUACUGAUGGUGAACUGACAGUAUCCAUAGGCCUCAGGACCCUUUGGGAUUGAAGGCUACACUCCCCCGACCAGCCCUUUUUUUUUUUUCCCCUCCCUCCUGCACUUGCUCACCACCCUGAAACCAACGGUCUGGUUGCUGGUUGGAUUUUCUGAAAUAGGAGAUAGAAUCACUCUUCAGCAGAGGCCCCUUGCAAGGGAGGGGCAUUGGGACACAGUCCCCCUGAGACUGGGGAAAGCUACAGUUAUCCAAGUUGCCUUUUGCACUCUAGCUGAGCAGGGGGACUAGGUUGAAGGGCAGGAAUGCCCCCUCUGGGUUGAUCAUGUGCUGUUCUCAUCUUUGGACCUAUUUGGGAAGGGAAGGAAGGAAAGGGCCAGACCAGAGUGCCAGGAGGGCUCAGGCCUGGCCCUUAGUAGUGGCCCAAAGACCUUCAACCCAGAUGGUACAAAGCUGGAGGAGCCUGUCUUCACUGGGACCCUCACCUGUGACACCAAGUCCCAACCUAGUCCUAGAUUCCAGGCAGUAUUCUUCCCUACGCCAUCCUAUGACCAAAGGCCCCUGCCAGAUGUGGGCCAAAGCAGGUGUGUGAAACCGAUGUGGCAACCCACGGACUGCAGUGUGCUUAACCAGCUCACCCCCCUUCUCUUAGCCCAAGCCCAUCCCUCGCACAGCCUCGCACAAACCACAUUGCCUGGUGGGGCCCAGUGUACUUAAAUAAAGUCGUUCCAAUACACAUGUCAA